Effrenium voratum is the source of this 933-nucleotide messenger RNA. NCBI's taxonomy places the organism in Eukaryota, Dinophyceae, Suessiales, Symbiodiniaceae. The record is from the annotation of a GenBank genome assembly.
AGGUCGGCUCGAUUCGCCUCGAUCCGCCUCGCGCCAUGAUCCGGAGGGAAUCCGAGGUGACAGCUUUCCUGCAAGAAGCCGGCCUCGCUCAGUAUGCCAAGGCUUUGGAGCACCACGGUAUCGAGAUGCAGACCUUGAUGAGCAUGCAAUAUGAGCAGAUGCGCGACCUGGGCAUGCGCUCAGGCCACGCCCUGAAGCUCAGGAGGCGAUUGCAGCUCGCAAACGGCUCGGCCGCCAAAGGUGACGUGGUGGGCGCAUUGAGCGCUGUGCAGCUGAGCUGGCUCCGGCAGGAGGUGUCGCUGCAGCAGUUCUUGGCUGCGGUCCCCGAGGAGUUGGACUCGCCUGCCCUGAAAGCGCUCUUUGGGCACUUUCUGACCAUGGUGGGGCGCGUCGUCGCCGGGAUCCAUGAGCUGCAGAGGCUGUCGCCAGAGCUGCAAGAGCUGGGCUUGCUGCAAAGAUUAUAUGGCAUCAAGGAGCAGCACUUCCAGCUGGCUGGGAAGAUUCUGGUGGAGCUCAUGGCAUGCGAGCUGACUCCGGAGGCACAAAGUGCCUGGGUCAUGGUGUCGGGCUUCAUGGUCGCAGAACUGCUCGCGGGAUUCCACGGGAACGGCGAAAUCUCCCAACGAGAGUUUCGCUUAUCCUUGAUGUCUGACUGUAGCACUGCCGUGGGUGAUAUGGACGCGGACUCCAGGACCACACAUGACGGUGAUGAUGUGGAUUUAGCUAGGACACCAUGACGCGGUGGACCUCAGGGGUCCAUCGCGCGCGGACUUUUUGGGGGACCCACUUUCGGCGUCAUUUGUGACCCAAAGAGGGUCAAACCCACUGUUCAAAGGCCUCAAUCCUUUCCCAGAAGGGGUCCGGAUUUAUGGGCCACCGAGCAGCCGAGACAUCAACCCCUGGGUCCAAGUUCCCUCCAAGUUGCUACUUCCC